GAUGGCUUCAUCGAGCUUGUUAUCGUCACAAUUGCCGUGCAGCUUGUAACUGUCGCUGUCGGGGGCUUGCGAUCGCCUCUGCUAUAAUGACUGGCCAAUUAUCCGGCCAAGCUUCUCCCUAGCUGUUCUGCGAUGUCGCUGACGGUGACCACCACCCAGGUGGAUAACAAUGACGACGCGGGCGGUCGUCGCGAGAGGCCCUGGCUAUUCCCAUCGAAUCGCAGGCUUCGUCAUCUCCAAGGGAUAUCUGUCCGCAAUCUCGUCGUUACUCCUCCGAGUAGAACUCGUGGGAAGACAAUCGACGACGAGGAUAUCCCCAACUCUCUACAGUCGCCCUCCAAGAUAUUAGCCCAAGAUGCCAACCGUCAUUUGCAUCAAUCACGAUCGUUUACCGAUCUUCAAUCUACAUCCUCACGCCGCGAGAACCCCACGCGCAAAGAGCAACCCCUGCGAUCGCUCCGAAGAAACACACUACCCUGGAAUGACCCAAACCCACGCACGAGACAGAUUAAACUGGAGGAUAUAACUAGGAGUCGAAUGGCCGAUACGUGGUUUUCCCUUCACUGUGAUGGCCACGAAGGUCCCGUAUACGUGAGUGAGGUCGUGGAAAACGCCACGAAUCCAAGCUUCCGCGAAUUCGAUUUGAACAUCUGUGGUCCAUUGGUGUCUCGCUCGGACCGGUUGACAUUGAAACUCUGGACGAAGUCGACCGCCAUGAUAGAGUAUUUCUUGCUAGUUGAACUGCAGCUGCAUCUGCAGUCGUUACAGUUUUUGGGGAAAUCGCUGGAUAACUUCCACCAACCCCUGCCUGCGAAUUCGAUUCUCUUUCAUUUCGCCGAUGGCGUCUACACGAACUUGACGGAUCUUCCUCCGAUGUGGGCGUCGUUGCCCGCGAAAAGCACUCGGCCACCGGAAGGAGCCGGGCUCUCCACGUCGUCUUACGAUGCGCUGAUGCGACUGGCAAACUUGGACGAGUGUAUCCAAGACGCAUUGCUAACGCGCGAGAGACUAGAAGCGCAGAUUAGCUCCAUUCUUGAAGAGAAUCAGCGAGCGAUCAACACGGUCAGUGAAGCUUCGCGAGCGCGGGAGCAGCUGGUUCAGACCAAGCACACCGUUUCGUCCGAACGAAAACGUCUCCGACUAGCCACAAAACGUAAGGAAGAGCUCAUCGGCAGCAUUCGAGCGAGAAAAGAGGCCAUGGAUGCUGGACGAUAUAGCCAGGACAAGGCUCGUAGUCAUUUGCCUGAUGCGCAGCAGAAGUUGGUCUCCAGUGCCAAAUUGCUGGAUCAGAACACCGAAGAAGCCAAGGGACAGAUCCGACGGAUCGGGGAGGACCUUCUCGCGAUCUACCCCAUCGAGCCGAUUCCUGACAAACCGCUUGCUUUCACCAUUGCCGGCGUCGCUCUGCCGAACUCGAAUUUUGUCGACAUCGACCGGGGCGCCGUGGCCGCAGCGCUGGGAUGGACGGCACACCUGGUCUACAUGCUGUCCUUCUACCUGUCGGUGCCCAUUCCGUAUCCGAUCAACCCCAAUCUCUCGCACUCGCUGAUCCAGGACCCCGUGUCCGCUGCCCUGCCGCAGCGGACCUUUCCGCUCUAUCCGGUGAACGUGCACUACCGGUUCGAGUACGGGGUCUUCCUCCUGAACAAGGACAUCGAGUUCCUCCUGAACAAACAAGGGCUGCGGGUAGUCGACAUCCGGCACACCCUGCCCAACCUCAAAUACCUCCUGUACGUGCUGACCGCCGGGACGUCGGAGAUUCCCGCACGAAAGGCCGGAGGGAUUCGAGGCCUCCUGCCAGGGCGCCUCACGCCCAGCUCGUCGCGGCGCGGGAGCGAGGAUAGCGUUACAUAUGGCGAGUCAGCUCUAGCCCGAAAGGUGCUGGGGCCCAUGCCGAAAUCCAAUGGGGAGAUUGCGCCAGACAAGGGCAAGCAGACGGCGUCUGCGUUCGUCGCUGACCCUGCGGCCCUCCCUCUGGUGUGAGUGGUCUUUUUGGAUUUUGCGGUCUGUGUUUUGGUUGGGGGUUCUUUCGAAGCUUCCACGCAUUUGGGCUGCGUGGAGGAUCGAUAGAUAAGUAUCUUGACCGACAGUGAGACGGACAGUGAGAUGGUUGAGGAGGGUUGGUUUUUUUUUUUUUUUUUUUUU
Messenger RNA from Aspergillus steynii IBT 23096, 2145 nucleotides. Its product is annotated as putative UV radiation resistance protein (UVRAG). Gene Ontology annotation, biological process: SNARE complex assembly. The record is from RefSeq and is a predicted model, not a curated record. The coding region runs from base 133 to 1983 and encodes 616 amino acids. Lineage: Eukaryota; Fungi; Ascomycota; Eurotiomycetes; Eurotiales; Aspergillaceae. Gene Ontology annotation, cellular component: endosome; lytic vacuole. The transcript has 2 exons. Gene Ontology annotation, molecular function: SNARE binding.